Eurypyga helias (sunbittern) is the source of this 312-nucleotide messenger RNA. Its product is annotated as sorting nexin-24-like. NCBI's taxonomy places the organism in Eukaryota, Metazoa, Chordata, Aves, Eurypygiformes, Eurypygidae. The transcript is spliced from 5 exons. The record is from RefSeq and is a predicted model, not a curated record. Bases 1 to 312 code for a protein of 103 amino acids. Gene Ontology annotation, molecular function: phosphatidylinositol phosphate binding.
AUGGAGUCCGACCAGUAUGUUGUCGCUGUGGAAGAAUGGGGCAGACAGACUGUCAUUUUAGAAAAUGAAGAACUCCCUAAAAUAUUUCUUGAUUUCCUGAACGUUCGCCAUGUACCUACCCUGCCAAAAGCAGAAAGCUGCGGCUCUUUUGAUGAAACAGAAUCUGAAGAAUCAAGCAAACUGUCCCACCAGCCCGUGCUGCUGUUCCUGAGGGAUCCAUAUGUCUUGCCUAAAGCCAACGAUGACUUUCCGAAUGUAGUUAUAGAAGGAAUUCUGCAUGGAAUAUUUUAUCCUCAUUUACUGCCCAGGUAG